AUGGCAGCACAAACUCUGUACGAUAAGAUCUGGCAGGCACACAGCGUUGGCAGGCGCAAAGAUGGCAAUAAUCUGCUCUAUAUCGACCUGCAAUUGCUGCAUGAAGUCACCUCUCCCCAGGCUUUUGAAGGUCUUACCCUGCAUAAAAGACCCCUGUGGCGUGUAGAUGCCAAUCUGGCAACGCCGGACCACAAUGUACCCACCACGGAUCGGGCUCUGGGCUUUAAAGGCAUUACAGAUCUGAUUGCGCUGGAACAGGUGGUCACGCUGGACGACAACUGCAAGUCGUUUGGUGUCACCCAGUUUGAGAUAGAUGAUCCGCGACAGGGUAUCGUGCACGUUGUUGGCCCGGAGCAGGGGGCAACUCUGCCAGGUAUGACCAUUGUCUGUGGAGACUCACACACAUCUACACACGGCGCGUUUGCAGCCCUGGCUCAGGGCAUCGGCACCUCGGAAGUAGAACACGUGAUGGCCACCCAGUGCCUGGUGCAGAACAAAGCGAAAAAUUUUGCCGUGGUCGUCGAUGGGCAACUGCACCCUGGCGUCAGCGCCAAGGACCUUGUGUUAACCAUCAUCGGUAAGCUCGGCACAGCCGGUGCCACGGGUCACACGAUCGAAUACCAGGGUGAGGCAGUACGCGGUUUAUCCAUGGAAGGGCGUAUGACCCUGUGUAACAUGGCCAUUGAAGCAGGCGCCCGGGCUGGCCUGGUAGCCGUUGACGACACAACUAUCGACUACGUGCGCGGACGCCCCUUUGCACCGACCGGCGAGCAAUGGGCACAGGCGGAAGCGUACUGGCGGUCCCUGGUCAGUGACGAUGGUGCACACUUCGAUAAUACCCUGCAUCUGAACGCGGCUGACAUCGCACCCCAGGUCUCCUGGGGAACGUCCCCGGAAAUGGUCACCGGCAUAGAUAGCCACGUUCCAAGCCUGGAAGAGCUGGAAAACGACGUGCAACGCGAAGCUGCGCGGCAUGCAUUCACCUAUAUGGGUCUGCAACCGGGUAAGCCCAUUGUUGAAAUUGAGGUAAACCGCAUCUUUAUUGGUUCCUGUACCAACGCACGCAUUGAGGACCUGCGUGCCGCAGCUGCCGUGGUCAAAGGUAAAAAACUGGCCGCCAAUGUCAAAGAAGCGCUGGUUGUACCUGGUUCAGGCCUGGUCAAAGCGCAGGCUGAAGCUGAAGGACUUGCACAGAUUUUUAUUGAUGCAGGUUUUCAAUGGCGCGCGGCCGGUUGCUCCAUGUGCCUGGGUAUGAAUCCGGACCGGCUGGCACCGGCGCCCCUGGAUCGGGUCAACGUAGACACGGACCAGAUCAUCCCCAAACAGUAUCUGAAAUCGAUAAAGCGCACGGGCUUUGGCGACUAUCUGUUUGAUGGCUGGCGUUUCCUUGAUGAGGGCACCAUUGGCAUGACACCCAAUGAGCGCGCGAUCAACCACGAUUUUGUACUGAAUGCCCCUGCGUAUCAGGGCGCGAGCGUGUUGCUGGCGAGAGACAAUUUUGGCUGCGGUUCUUCUCGUGAACACGCGGUAUGGGCGCUGCAGGAGUUUGGUUUUCGUGCGGUCAUUGCACCCAGUUUUGCAGAUAUAUUUUACGGUAACUGCUUUAAGAAUGGAUUGUUACCCAUUGUUUUAGAAGCAGAAAUUAUCGAUAAGCUGUUCGCGGAAACCCAAAGCAACUACGAUCUGAAAAUCGAUUUGAGUACGCAGACCGUGGUUACGCCGAGUGGUGAAACAUUUACCUUCGAAAUCGAUCCGGUCCUCAAAGACAAGAUGCUCUCGGGUAUGGACGACAUCGACAUGACCCUGGCGGAGCGAGAGCUGAUCGAGCAAUUUGAAAUCGGGCAUCGCGCACGGCAGCCCUGGCUGUUCGAGCGGGCUUUUUCCGGUGAGAAAGUCAUGGCACCUGCCAUCGCCGUGAUGCAAGCCGCGGCUGCGGCUGUCGAUUGCCCUCUGGAUAUCAGUGAAGGCCUGGUGGGCGGCGUCGCCAUUGAUGCCACCGGCUCGCCGCUACCAGAAGCAACACUCGCUGCAGCCAAAGCUGCAGACGCCGUACUUCUGGGUGGUGUCGGUGGCCCCAAAUGGGAUCAUCUACCCAUGUCCGAACGCCCUGAGAAAGGAUUGUUAGGCCUGCGCCAGGCAUUGGGAUUGUUUGCAAAUCUGCGCCCGGCACUGUUAUUUGCACCACUGGCUCAGGCAUCUUCCCUGAAAGCUGAACUUGUUGCGGAUCUGGAUAUCCUGAUCAUCCGGGAACUUACCGGCGGCAUCUACUUUGGCGAACCCCGUGGCGUCGAACAGAGGGAUAACGAACGGGUAGGCUUUAACACAUUGGUUUAUGCCGAACACGAAAUCCAGCGCAUUGCCAAGGUAGGUUUCGAGCUCGCGCAAAAGCGUGGUGGGCGCCUGUGUUCUGUCGAUAAAGCUAAUGUGCUGGAAGUGUCUGCGCUAUGGCGGGAAGUGGUGAGCGCCAUGCACGCCGACUAUCCGGACGUUGAGCUGUCCCAUAUGUACGUCGACAACGCCGCGAUGCAGCUGGUCCGCGCCCCUAAACAGUUCGAUGUGAUUGUCACCGGCAACAUGUUUGGCGACAUCCUCUCGGAUGUUGCCGCAAUGCUUACGGGCUCUCUGGGCAUGCUCCCAUCUGCCUCGCUGUCUGCCAGCGGUGUUGGCAUGUAUGAGCCAGUACACGGCACCGCGCCGGAUAUUGCGGGCCAGAACAAAGCUAACCCGCUGGCCACCAUUCUGUCCGUGGCCAUGAUGUUCAGGUAUAGCCUUGAUCAGCCUCUGGCUGCGGAGCGUAUCGAGCAGGCUGUCGCCGCGGUACUGGCUGAGGGUUAUCGCACCGGCGAUAUCGCCAAUGCGCAAGAAAUGGACCAAAUGAUCGGCACCCAGGAAAUGGGCGAACGUGCUACUGGAGCUGUAGGCGAAGCCCUGAUUGAGAUUCUGGAGAGCCGCAAAUUCCCCGUUGCAGAACUCUUUCUGCUGGCGAGCGAGCGAUCGGCUGGCAAACGUCUGCAAUUUCAUGGCAAGAGUGUCAUGGUGCAGAAACUGGAAGAUUUCGAUUUCUCCCAGGUCCAGAUUGCACUGUUUUCAGCCGGCGGCAGUGUUUCGGCGCAAUACGCGCCAAUAGCUGCCGACGCUGGCUGUGUGGUGAUCGAUAACACGUCACACUUCCGCUACGACGACGAUAUUCCACUUGUGGUCCCCGAGGUUAACCCUGAACGCGUUGCUGACUACAUCAACGCCAACAUCAUCGCCAACCCUAACUGCUCGACGAUACAGAUGGUCACGGCGCUGAAACCCAUACACGAUGCAGUUGGCAUCAGCCGGAUCAAUGUCUGUACUUAUCAGGCAGUGUCGGGGGCAGGUGCCGGUGGGAUCAAUGAACUGGCAGGGCAGACCGCCAGUCUGCUUAAUGGCAAACCGAUAGAAAAAGUUGUCAUGCCUCAUCAGAUUGCGUUCAACGCCAUUCCGCAGAUCGAUGUGUUCAUGGAAAACGGUUACACCAAAGAAGAAAUGAAGAUGGUCUGGGAAACCAACAAAAUUCUCGGUGACCCGGACAUUGUGGUUAAUCCGACCUGUGUCCGUAUCCCGGUCUUCUAUGGUCAUUCAGAAGCAGUGCAUAUCGAAACGCGUGCGCAGAUCAGCGCUGCAGAGGUCACCGAGAUUUUACAGGCUGCACCUGGCAUAAAAGUUAUGACCGGGGAGCGCUAUCCCACAGCGGUCGGAGAAGCGGCAGGUAAAGAUCCGGUCUACGUUGGCCGUAUUCGGGAAGAUAUUUCGCACCCCAAUGGUAUUAAUCUCUGGAUUGUUGCAGACAAUGUCCGCAAAGGUGCUGCCUUGAAUAGCGUUCAAAUUGCUGAGCUUUUGCUCGAUCAUCUGCAGGUCAGCUAA
Messenger RNA from Symbiodinium necroappetens, 3891 nucleotides. Lineage: Eukaryota; Dinophyceae; Suessiales; Symbiodiniaceae. The record is from the annotation of a GenBank genome assembly.